CCCGCGCCCGCGCCCCGUAAUAUCGUAGUUUCUUCGGUUGGGCAACGUAACUGCCACUCGUCUCGAAUGAUUUCACCUUGCGAUGAAUGAAAAUAAUAAUCUCGGUGAAAAGUCGCUUAAAACUUUUAUCAUAUAAACUGAUAUACGUUACUAAACAGUGUUUGUGCUUGUGAGUUCUAAAGGUGGAUUCGUGGUGUAAGUGAUAAUACCAGUUCUUCCUUUAAUUGUGAACUACAACGUCUACAACUCAUGUUUACGUGCUGAAAUACGGCACAGUGAAAACUUGGACAUCUUCGCGUAUUCUGAAUCGCCCUUUAAUGGGAUCUUGUUAAUUUACAGGUGUUGAGAGAAGCGCGGCAGAAUGCCGGAGGGAGUGGCCAAAGAUGGCAAGGAGGCCAAGGCGAAAGCUAAGGAGUCGCCGAAACGCCGCACCAACCUCGCCAAGAUAAAACUCGAGCUGCUCGACGGGUCGGCUAUGGAACUUGAGGCCGAUAGAAAAAUCCGCGGUCAUGAUCUACUUAGCAAGGUUUGCGACAGCCUCAACUUGGUCGAGAAGGACUACUUCGGGUUGUUGUACGAGGAUCGAGGGGAUCCCCGUGUCUGGAUCGACCUGGAGAAGCGAGUUUCUAAGAUGCUGAAACACGAACCGUGGGCGGUGAGGUUCGCCGUGAAGUUCUACCCUCCGGAGCCGACGCAGCUGCAAGAGGAGCUGACACGGUACCAGCUCGUACUGGCCAUCAGAAAAGACCUACUUGAAGGUCGGCUUCCAUGCUCCACGGUAACACACGCGCUGCUCGCCAGCUACCUGCUGCAGUCGGAGCUGGGCGACUACGAGGAGACGGAGAACGGCGCCGGUCUCUGCAAACAGCUCAAGCUGGUCCCGCCCGCGACCUGCACGCCAGAGUUCGAGGAGAAGGUCGUCGAGCUGCACAAGACACACAGAGGUCAAACUCCGGCGGAGGCGGAGCUGAACUACCUGGAGAACGCCAAGAAGUUGGCCAUGUACGGCGUGGACCUGCACCCCGCCAAGGACUCGGAGAACGUGGACAUCGCGCUGGGCGUCUGCUCGUCGGGCCUCCUGGUGCACCGGGAGAAACUCCGCAUAAACCGUUUCGCGUGGCCCAAGAUCCUAAAGAUCAGCUACAAGCGCCACAACUUCUACGUCAAGCUGCGGCCGGGCGAGUUCGAGCAGUUCGAGUCCACGGUGGGCUUCAAGCUCGCCAACCACCGAGCCGCCAAGAAGCUGUGGAAGACGUGCGUGGAACAUCACACUUUCUUCAGGCUGAUGUCCCCGGAGCCGGCGGCGCGCAGCACGCUGUUCCCGCGGCUGGGCUCGCGCUUCCACUACAGCGGCCGCACGCACUACGAGUCCCGCGCGGCGCCGCCCGCCCGCUCGCAGCCGCACUUCGCGCGCACGCUCUCCUCGCGCCGCCUGUCCUCGCGCAGCGCCGACGCGCUGGCCUCGGGCGACAAGGAUGAGCCGAUGCCACCGGAAGCGACCAAGCGCCACACGAUGCCGCCGCAGCCCGCGCCGCGCCCCGCCCUCAAGGACAAGAAACCGCCUCCGGGUGCGGUUAAGGUGAUGCCGACAGCGCCGAUGGACAAAAAGGAAGAAAUGAAAUUCGCUGAACGAAAACCUGCUGAAAAUGGCACCGAUACGACCAGUGAUCCUGGAAUCACUAACAAUGUUGAAACGCCGAAAAGAUCGAAGGGAGGUUUCGCGCUAUUUGGUAGCAGAAAAGAGAAAUCGCCCAAAGAUGAUAAAUCACAAAAGGAAAAAUCUCCCAAAACAAAAGAUAAAUCGGAUAAGUCUCCAAAGGAUAAGUCGCCGAAAGAUAAGUCGCCAAAAGAUAAGUCGCCAAAAGACAUUAAGAGCAAAGAUCCUAAAGCAAAAGUCGCCGUGCUCGAUACUUCCAACGACAGCUCGAACCUCGACAGUUCAGCUGACAGGAGUCCUGUGAAGGGUGAAGGAAAACCGAGUUUUACUAAACCAUACGAAUAUACAGACACUGAAAAGAGUCCGACUCGGAAACCGUAUAUCCAAGGUGCUUUUAGUUAUGAGAAAGAACCUAUUUCUGAUGAGAAACAAAGAGGCUUAGAUGACAAUCAGAGUCCUGGAACACGAAAGGCUGGACUUGCGUUUAACUAUGCUCCAGGAGAAGAUAAGAAAGUUGCCGAAAGUGCUGAAAAGAGGAAAACUCCAGAAGAUCUAAGUAAACUUAAAACACCUGGUAUUGAUUAUGUGCAGUCAGCUGCCUUGAAAGAACAAGCUAAAGUGCCCAAAUCUAACCUCAUAGAUCCAACACUUGCUUUAUUAGAUGCAGAACGAGCGCAUCACGAGACUCCUGUUGCUAUCGCGCCCGUUGUGGCGAAGACCGACAAUGAGAUUCAAGUUGUUAUUAUAACUGGUCGUUAUAAUCCUAAAACAAAGAAACUAGAUGACGCCAAUGGUACUAUUCUGGUCACAAAAGGAACACUAAACAAGGCGACUGGAAAAAUACAAACUGAAAAGGAACUGAUUAAUACUAAAUCGGGCCAAAUUAAUUAUACAGAUCCAGUAACGGCGAAACAAGAAGUGAAGAAUGGACACGUUGAUACAAAGAGUGGGCACAUUUUGUUUACGACUGGUGUUAUCGAUCCAAAGACUGGAAAAUUGGACCCAACAUUGGCACAACAAUAUUGUUUCGUAGAAAAAUUGGAAGAUAAGGUUGGGCCCAAGCCCGGUAGAGAAGUCGAUUUAGUUGUUAUUACAGGAAAGUAUGACGGAAAACAUAAGAAAUUGGAUGCUUCUCAUGGACAUGUUGAAGUAUCAAAAGCUGUGGUCGCUCCUGAUGGUACUAUCUCUUCUAAUUACGGUCUGAUUGAUCCACGUUAUGGAAAGAUCGACUACAUUGAUCCUAAGACAGGAAAACAAGAUCCCAAACAAGCUUAUGUUGAUCUGAAAACUGGCAAUCUUCUUGUUACAACAGGAGUAGUAGAUCCCAAAUCAGGCAAAGUUGACUCAUCAUUAGGACAACAAUUUAGUGUUGUUGAGAAAGAUGCUACAAAAGCGAAUAGAGAAGUAAGAUUAGUAGUAGUAACAAGUAAAUAUGAUUUGAAGAAUAAGAAGUUAGAUCCUUCAUUUGCUCAUGUCGAUUCAAUAAAAGGAGUUCUUAGUGGCACUGACGGCAAAAUCUACACAGAAUAUGGAAUCAUUGACCCAAGAACUGGUGAUAUUCAAGUUACUGACCCGAAAACAGGCAGUCAAGAGAUUAAACAUGCAACCGUUGACCCGAAAACUGGAAAUAUUCUCUUGUUAUCUGGUGUUAUUGAUCCUAGAACUGGAAAACUUGACACAACACUAGGACAACAAUACAGUAUUGUAGACAAACCGACAUCUACGUUUGCUUCGUUGCCCGGAAAGGAAAUACAAGUCGUUGCUAUCACUGGCAAAUACGACGCAAAGAAUAAGAAAUUAGACAAUCCAAAUGGGUUUGUCGAGACAUCGCAGGCCGUUAUUAGUAAUAAAGACGGCAAAGUCCAUAGCAAUUUCGGCGUGAUCGAUCCCAAUAACGGCAAAAUAUUCUUCACAGAUCCGAAAACUGGUAAACGGGAUUCCAAACAAGCCUCCGUUGAUCCUAAAAGUGGCAGUUUCCUCCUUACAUCUGGAGUUAUUGAUCCUAAAACUGGUAAAGUGGAUUCAUCUCUUGCUCAGCAAUUGGCUAUUGUUGACAAAGACGCCCCUAAAGGUAUACCUGAAAGACUGAUUAAUUUAGUUAUCGUCACCUCGAAAUACGAUACGAAGAACAAGAAGCUUGAUUUAACAAAUGCACAUGUUAAUACUAUACCGGGUAAAGUAGACGACGACGAUAAAAUACACACUGAAUUGGGAGUUAUUGAUCCAACUAACGGUCAAAUCACAAUCACGGAUCCUGUAACUGGUAAACAGGAAGUUAAGAAGGCGAUAUUAGAUACUAAAACAGGAAAUAUGCUACUUACAUCUGGUGUAGUAGAUCCCAAUACAGGUGUAGUUGAUCCCACUUUAGGACAACAGUACACAGUUGUAACUAAACCCAAAGAUACAUUUGCUUCUGUGCCUGGUAGAGAAGUUCAGUUGGUCAUUAUAACUAGUAAAUAUGAUCCGAAAUAUAAGAGACUGGAUAAUCCUAAUGGCCAUAUUGAAACUUCACGCGCUAUAAUUGCAACUGAUGGAAGGAUACAUUCAAACUUCGGCAUAUUAGAUCCUAAAACAGGCAAGGUAGAACAAAUUGACCCCAUUAGCGGAAAUCAAGAAGUAAGAAAUGCUGUUGCAGAUCCCAAAACGGGUAAUCUUAUUCUUACAACUGGCGUUGUGGAUCCCAAAACUGGAAAGCCAGAUUCAUCGUUGGCUCAGCAAAUAUGUGUCGUGGAUAAAGAUACCAAACCAGUGGAGAGAGAAAUUCAUCUUGUUAUUAUAACAACUAAAUACGAUCCGAAAGUAAAGAAAAUUGAUCCAAGUCAGGGCAUUAUUGAAACCGUCAGUGGCACAGUUGGCCCAGAUGGUAAGAUUCGUACUGAAUUUGGUACUGUAGAUCCUGCAUCUGGAGAAAUAACAGUCACUGAUCCCAAGACUGGCAAACAAGAAAUUAAGAAAGCUCAAGUUGACCCAUCAACUGGUCAUAUGUUAAUAACUAGUCAAGUGGUUGAUCCCAAAACUGGUAAAGUAGACCCCAAUUUGGUGCAACAAUACAGCAUUGUUAACAAACCAACAGUUCCUCAUGCAAAACCGAUAUCUCGAGGUGAGCUGCGUAUUGUUAUUGUAACAAGCAAAUACGAUCCAAAAACGAAGACCGUUGACGCCGGUGCUGGUACUAUAGAUGCUUCUAAAGGUUACGUUAAUACUGAAGAUGGAAAAAUACACACUGACUUCGGUAUUAUUGAUCCAAAAUCUGGUCAAAUACUUUAUAAAGACCCUAUCACCGGCAAACAGGAGCUUAAGCAAGCGGAAGUCGAUCCUAAGACGGGCAACAUUAUAGUAACCUCGUCUGUGGUAGAUCCUAAGACAGGCAAAGUUGAUCCUUCAUUCGCUCAACAGCUGGUUAUUGUUGAUAAGCAGAAUGUGUUGUCUAAAGUAGCGCCAGUGUCUCAGAGAGAUAGUUUACCCCCGGCCUCAUUAACUUCAUCACCUUUAAAGACUCCCACAUUUACGCCAGUCCAAACACCCUUACAAUCGCCAGUACGAACAUCAUCACCUGUAGUAGGUCAAUAUCAAAAAGCUUCACCGGUCACUACAGUUCGAGCCAUGUCUCCUACCAAACCAACAACUGCACCUCCAGAGCCACCCAGAAAGAAGAUGGUUAAAAUCAUGGUUAUCUUUACUAGACUCGAUCCUAAGACAAAGAAGCCGGACUUCCAUGCUGCUGAAGUUGAACAUCUAACCGGAGUUCUAGACCCGAGUGGGUUAGUUGAAACUAAAUAUGGUGUUAUCGAUUCUAAAAAAGGCAGCAUUGCUAUAACGGAUAUUGCAGGUCAGCGACAAACUAAGGAGGGAUUGAUAUUAAAUGAAACUGGUCAAAUAUUUAUUAAUUCAGGUGCUAUUGAUCCUAAAACAGGUAAAAUUGACUCUAAUAUGGGCAUGAUUGUAAGCAUUGCUAAACAAGAUGAUCCUGUAGUAGAAAUUACAACAAUAACUGGUCCCAUUGAUCAUAGAACAGGUAAGGUAAAUAUUGCCGACGGUGUCGUCGAGCAUACUAAAGGCAAAGUGGACGCCGAAACUGGAAAUAUUUCUACUAAAUAUGGUGUCAUCGAUCCUUCCAACGGUGUUAUAUUCGUAACAGAUACAUAUGGAGCUCAAGACACAAAAUCAAUCCAAAUUGAUGAGAAUAACGGUCAGAUAACUGUUAUUGGCGUCGUCCAUCCCAAGACUGGAAAAGUUGAUCCUGAAUAUGGACAAGUGCUUGUAGUUGGCAGUCAUAUCGAUCCUGUCGUCGAAGUUACUACUUUCGCAGGAAAGUUAGAUACUAAGAAGGGGGUUAUUGAACCUAAACAUUCUGUUAUUGAGAGCAGUACAGGGCAACUUAAUCCUGAUAAUAAUAAGAUUGACACUAAGUAUGGUCAAAUAGAUCUUGUAAAGGGUACAGUCACAUACAAUGAUCCAAAAACAGGUAGAUUUGAGAGCAAAGAACUUAAAAUCGAUCCUGUUACUGGGCAAUUUUUAUUACGAAGUGGGCAAGUCAAUCCUAAGUCAGGCAAACCGGACAAGGAUAUUGGCAGGUUGAUGUGUCUCAGAAUAAUACAAACUAAAAUAGAUCCCGUUUCUGGCAAGCAGAUUGUGUCUAAUGAUCCCAGAAAUGUUAAAGUCGACCCCAAGACGAACCAAAUAUGGAUCGCCGGACCAAAAGACCCGCUGACCGGAGAUGUUUUGUACACCGCGGGGCAAAUAGAUCCGAACACUGGAUACAUUGUUACUAUUUACGGUCGAAUGGAUCCUAAAACUGGUAAUAUUACCAGAGCAACAGACAUCGACAAAGCCCUUAUUAAAGUUGAUCCAGUUAACGGGCAAAUUUACACAGCGACUGGAGAUGUUGACGAAGAUAACCAACCUCUUUAUUCCGCUUCGCAAGUUGAUCCCGGCAGUGGAGAAAUAUACACUAAAGUUGGAAAAAUCGAUUCACGCACGGGCAAACUCAUCAUUAUUAAGAUUUACGUUAUCACCCAAAAAGAUGAGAAAGGUAGAGUCAAGGAGCUCGAUCCCAAGGAAUGUACAAUUGACGAAACUACGGGCAGAAUUAUUACAACUAAAACAGUGUACGUCUAUCAGAUCAUUGAUCCAAUCACUGGUGAGACCAUCGAUGUCGAUCCGGACGACCCGAGACUAAAGGGCGCGCGGACUACGGUCACUCAGACGAUGACAUUAUCAGGUAAGAUCGAUCCGAUUACGGGAAGAAUUAAGACGGAAUAUGGAGACAUUGACCCCGACACGGGAGAUAUCGAUCCGAGCACCGCCGUGAGAGAUCCUGUGACCGGACAGCUGAUAUUGCACUAUUCUCAAAUUGACCCCUCGCACUUCGAAGACAAGAGUGGUAACUACACAAUCGAAAAGGAAACUCACGAUUUACCCGCAAAUAUUGACAUUCAGACAGUAAACACGCAUAAGUUCUCAACGUUCGGUAAAGACGAGAGCCCGGCACGGGGAGACGAACCGAAAACCUUCACAGAGUACACGACGAGCGAGCACAUUCGGCAUCAAGGUUACGUGUCUUCCUCCACCCCCCUCUCCUCCAAGAUCCCGAUUUCGCAGCGAUCUAAGAAGACGCCGACGCCCCCUGUCGUCGUCAAAACGACGACGAAGCAGCUCCUCACGAAGAACGACGAGGGCGUCACGCACAACGUGGAGCAGGAGGUCGAGAAUCUCGGUACCGGGGAAGUCACUUUCUCCACCCAUACCAAUAAGGCGGAAAGCCUAGAGCCAUCGGAGGGAAAGAGUCCGUAUGUGACCGCGAGAGCGGUGACCACCCGCACGGCGACCACCCACCAUGACCUGGACACGCAGGCUAAGACUCAGCAGAUGGAGGAGCGCACUGUUGCGCAGACGCUCACCUCCUCCGCCACCAGGCAGGAGCAGAGGGUCCUGACCCAGGAAGUCAAAACUACCGUCACCACUGGCGAUAAGCUUACUAGACGCGGCUCAGAGAGUUCGCUGAGCAGCGGGGACUCUGGUACGCCCAUCGACUUGGAGGAGGGCGGAGAGGGACACUAUUACGUCACCGAGCCGGGCUCGUACCGCACCACCACCACCACGGCCGUGUCGGGCAACGCGCCCUUCGGCAGCAUGCUGCACGGGGCCACUGCCAGGAUGAGCGCGGGCCCGCAGCCCGAGGAGGGCGCGGCGGGCGCGGCGGGCGCGGAGGGCGCGGAGGGCGAGGUGGUGUCGUCGCAGACCAUCAGCUCCAAGACGCGCACCGUGGAGACCAUCACCUACAAGACGGAACGUAACGGCGUGGUGGAGACCCGCGUGGAGCAGAAGAUCACGAUCCAGUCCGACGGAGACCCCAUCGACCACGAUCGAGCACUCGCCGAAGCCAUCCAGGAAGCCACAGCGAUGAACCCCGACAUGACAGUCGAAAAGAUCGAAAUCCAGCAACAGAGCACGCAGCCCUAACUCACGACCGACCGCCAUCUUGCGAGUGACGACAAUUGAGUCCAAGAUGGCGUCCACACACGUGUCAAAAAUGCCUUCUGUACCAUGACAAUGUAAUCCGCUUAAGACUGCACGAUCUAUCGUCCGACGUCUCGCUUGCGAUGUACCGUCGGACGAUUUAUCGUGCGAGUCAGGCUUUCGGUGUUAUAAUGUAGCCAAGAUGGCGUCCUUUGUUUAUAAUUGUAUGUAUAUGGAGGUUACAUACGUAUAGGUUUAAGUGACGUCACUGAAAAUAUUAAUUAAAUAAGGUGUAGUCGAUUAAUCGUUGGAUUGAUCGAUUUUUUUAUAUGUCGAUGUUGUGUCGAAACGCACUUACGAUUAUUUUUUAUUCAAGUUAUAACUAUGCAAUGGAAAUUGUAUGUAAAAAUAUUGUAAGUUACAAUGCAGCAUUUUUUUCAAAGUUUUUACCAACUUCGAACGAAGGGGGUUCUAUUAUUAAGCUUAGGCUAAGCGAUACAGACUACUGGGCUUUUAGUACGAGUAAAUGUUGCCAUAGUGGAAAAAAAGUGUUCGUGUAUUUCGAAGGGUAAUUCUUCUAAAGUUUUUGAUAUUAGCUUUAAACAUGUCACACGACUUAGACCACCGUUAUUUAGAAUAAAAAGUAAAAAUAUUUUUCUCUCUAAAAUCUCAAACGACCAGAUUGUAGCGCGGGACUAAUUUAAAGAAAAAAAAAAAAAAAACUCGAUUGUCAAUUCAAACCAAUUCCGCGUAAAAAAACAUUGACAUAUAAUUUGUUUCUUUAUUAUUCAUAUUACCGGAUUUUUUUUUUUUUUUUAAUUAUAAUUUAAACACUGUAUGAGGUAUUUAAUUUGUUUUUCUUUUUUUUAUAUAUAAUAUAAUAUAAAUUAUAAGAGCAUAUUAUAUGUCUAUGUGAGUUGUUAUACAUGUUAAAAUGAAAUUGAUUAAAAUAUUGGCGGGAAUGUUGGGUUUGUAUGUGCAAUCGGGACCUAAAUAAUUAAAAAAUUAUAAAAUAUAAUUAUUUACGACAUGUUGCUAUAACUAUUUCUAAUAUUACACCAUUUAGGUGCUAUUUAGUAAUGUAAUUCUAUGUCUUGUGUGUUAGUGCCGUAUUUUUUUAAAUAUUUAAAGCUGGCAACGGGGAUACUUGGCUUUUCUUAAAGCGGCUUGUGCAAUGUAACCAUAAAAUUAUAGAUUUGUUACUGGUUCUUCUACAAAAACUAUAUAUACGUACUGUUGGAAAAUUGACCGUAUGGACAUACGUACAUACUUACAACAAGUCAUUCAAAGAUCAUAUAAAGUAUCAAUUAAAAUUUUAAACAUUUUUUUGUAAUUGUUUUGUUGCCUGUACUUUAAUUAAUUUUCUGCGUUUAAUCUACAAGCAGCACCAUGCAGCUAGUCUAUAAUAUUAGUCGGUUACGUUGAAGCUGAACAGCUUACAGUGACGUUAAGGGUCUUCACAAUUAUUACUAAGGCCAGGCGAGCAUUUCGUUGUAAUCACAAGCACAAAACUUAUUUAUUAUGCGAUUCGUCAUUUCGUCUCAAAACAUUUUAAGCUACGUCUAAAUGUUCUCUUAAAAGUCGAUCGUAUAAUAUACAUAUAUAAAUAUAUAAUUCAUCGCAUCAACAUUUUUUUUAUAUAUCCGGUACAUUCCAAUAUACCUGGUUUAUUUCAAUUUAGAAAUAAAAUCCCAUAGAUUAUUUUUAUUUUAUUUUUUUCCUCUAAAAUAAGAGUGUGUGUAUUAUCUGUGGGCUCAGAAUCAUAAACAGUAGAUUUUUUAAUAAACACGUAGGAAUUAUUUAUGUAGUAUUUAUUAUAUAGAUGUCAUUUUUAUUAUAAAAUAAAAAUGUACAAUUAAUUUAAAACAUUAGACUCGAUACAGUGUAGAUUGCAUGUUACGUUUUACAUUUUUAAUAUUUUUAAUCUGUAGCCGCCCACAGACUAAACUAAGACACUGAUGUACAAUUAUAAUUAAUAUAUUUCUUACGCUAGAUGUAACUUUUUGUAUUACAUUUAAGUUUAAAUCUGAUUGUGAAUCAGAAUGAUGUGUAAUUUCUCUUACUAUUAUUAUUAUUUUUUUAAUUAUAUGACAUUAUAUUUUAUUGUGAGUUCUUUAUACGCGUAUCGAUGGUUUAAAAUAAUUAUAUUAAAAUUCUCAGUGCGAAUUUAACAAUUGUAAGUACAGUCAGCAGCAAAAUACAUCUGAUAUCACAUUUUGUGAUUAUUUUUACUUUUUUUGGUAGUAGGAGUAUUUGUCUUAAUUAAUUCUAUAGCUUAUAAACAUUUCAUUGUAUAAAUGUAAAUUGUCAAUUUUGAUACAUAACUAUCAGAUAACGUUCCUACUAUCAAUGAAAAGUGUUUUUAUGUCGACUGUACGUAACACGUCUUGCGUUAUAAUUUUAUAUUUAUUGAAGAUGUUUAUUUUUGUAAGAGUCCCCAGCUCCGUAUUAUUUGAUAUUUAACGAAGUUAUGAAGUAACAGAUAUUACAAUAAAGAUGCUUUGUUUU
Vanessa tameamea is the source of this 10624-nucleotide messenger RNA. RefSeq names its product protein 4.1 homolog. Gene Ontology annotation, molecular function: actin binding; structural molecule activity. Gene Ontology annotation, cellular component: plasma membrane; cytoskeleton. The transcript is spliced from 18 exons. Bases 362 to 8119 code for a protein of 2585 amino acids. The record is from RefSeq and is a predicted model, not a curated record. NCBI's taxonomy places the organism in Eukaryota, Metazoa, Arthropoda, Insecta, Lepidoptera, Nymphalidae.